Pseudonaja textilis is the source of this 3111-nucleotide messenger RNA. NCBI's taxonomy places the organism in Eukaryota, Metazoa, Chordata, Lepidosauria, Squamata, Elapidae. The record is from RefSeq and is a predicted model, not a curated record.
AUGACUACCGAACUCAACGAAUGCAGCAUCAAGGUGCUCUGUAGGUUCCGGCCCUUGAAUCAGUCGGAGAUCAUACGGGGAGAUAAAUUCAUCCCGGUUUUCCAGGGCGAUGACACCGUCAUCAUUGGGGGCAAGCCUUAUGUCUUUGACCGGGUCUUCCCACCCAACACUACACAGGAACAAGUGUAUCAUGCCUGUGCCAUGCAGAUUGUCAAAGAUGUGCUGGCUGGAUACAAUGGAACCAUCUUUGCCUAUGGGCAGACGUCUUCUGGAAAGACUCACACCAUGGAGGGCAAGCUGCAUGAUCCCCAGCUCAUGGGCAUCAUCCCACGCAUUGCCCAGGACAUCUUCAACCAUAUCUAUUCCAUGGAUGAGAACCUGGAGUUCCACAUUAAGGUUUCUUACUUCGAAAUCUACCUGGACAAAAUCCGUGAUCUGCUAGAUGUGACGAAGACCAAUCUCUCUGUUCAUGAGGAUAAGAACCGUGUGCCAUUUGUGAAGGGUUGCACUGAACGGUUUGUCUCCAGCCCUGAAGAAAUCCUGGAUGUGAUUGAUGAAGGAAAAUCCAACCGCCAUGUGGCUGUCACCAACAUGAAUGAGCACAGUUCUCGGAGUCACAGCAUCUUCCUUAUCAACAUUAAACAGGAGAACAUGGAGACUGAGCAAAAACUGAGUGGAAAGCUUUACCUGGUGGAUUUGGCUGGCAGUGAAAAGGUCAGCAAGACUGGAGCUGAGGGAGCUGUGUUGGAUGAAGCCAAGAAUAUCAAUAAAUCUCUGUCGGCACUUGGGAAUGUUAUCUCAGCUCUGGCUGAGGGCACAAAAAGCUAUGUGCCCUACCGAGAUAGCAAGAUGACCCGUAUCCUACAAGACUCCCUAGGUGGGAACUGCCGCACCACAAUGUUUAUCUGCUGCUCUCCUUCCAGCUAUAAUGAUGCUGAGACCAAAUCUACUCUCAUGUUUGGACAGCGAGCCAAGACAAUCAAGAAUACAGCAUCGGUGAAUCUGGAAUUGACAGCAGAACAAUGGAAGAAGAAAUUUGAGAAGGAGAAGGAGAAGAACAAGACCCUCAAGGAGACAAUUGUCAAGUUGGAGGCUGAGCUAGGACGUUGGCGCAAUGGUGAGAAUGUCCCAGAAACAGAGCAAUUGAGUGAUGAGGAAAAGGUGGUACCUGACACUUGUGAUGAGACACCCAUUAAUGAUAACAACUCCUCCAUCGUCAUCCGGAUCUCAGAUGAAGAGCGGCAUAAGUAUGAGGAGGAGAUCCGCAAACUCUACAAGCAGCUUGAUGACAAGGAUGAUGAAAUUAAUCAGCAGAGCCAACUGAUGGAGAAACUAAAAGAGCAGAUGCUGGACCAGGAGGAGCUUCUAAUGUCCACUCGUGGGGACAAUGAAAAAGUGCAGCAGGAACUAAGCCAUCUGCAGUCUGAGAAUGAUUCUGCUAAGGAAGAGGUAAAGGAAGUACUGCAAGCUCUGGAGGAACUGGCUGUCAACUAUGAUCAGAAAUCCCAGGAGGUAGAAGAGAAGAGUCAGCAGAAUCAGCUAUUGGUGGAUGAGUUGUCUCAGAAAGUGGCCACCAUGCUGUCUUUGGAAUCAGAGUUGCAACGCCUACAGGAAUUCAGUGGGCACCAGCGCAAACGUAUUGCUGAGGUCCUCAACGGACUUAUGAAGGAUCUGAGUGAAUUCAGUGUCAUUGUGGGCAACGGUGAAAUCAAACUGCCAAUAGAGAUUAGUGGUGCCAUUGAGGAAGAAUUUACUGUUGCCCGGCUCUACAUCAGCAAGAUCAAAUCAGAAGUGAAGUCCGUUGUGAAGCGUUGCCGUCAGCUGGAAGGUCUUCAAGUUGAGUGCCACCGCAAGAUGGAGGUGACAGGACGGGAAUUGUCUUCCUGCCAGCUUCUCAUUUCUCAGCAUGAAGCCAAGAUCCGUUCACUUACUGAGUACAUGCAGAGUGUGGAGCUGAAGAAACGGAACUUGGAAGAAUCCUAUGAUGCUUUGAGUGAAGAGUUGGCUAAACUGCAGGCCCAAGAGACUGUGCAUGAUGUAGCCAAGGAGCAGGACCUAAUAGAAGAUACAGAUGAAGUCAAAAAGGCCUUGGAAGUGCAGCUGGAGAGUCACCGUGAAGCUCACCACAAGCAGUUGGCACGUCUACGUGAUGAGAUCAACCAGAAGCAGAAAAUCAUUGAUGAGCUUAAAGACUUAAACCAGAAGUUAGAACUUGAACUGGAGAAACUUCGUGCUGACUAUGAGAAACUCAAGAAUGAGGAGCAAGAGAAAACACAAAAACUUCAGGAGCUGACAUUUCUCUACGAGCGCCACGAGCAGUCCAAGCAAGACCUCAAGGGGCUGGAGGAAACCGUUGCCCGUGAACUCCAGACCCUCCACAACCUUCGCAAGCUGUUCGUUCAAGACGUCACGACUCGAGUUAAGAAAAGUGCGGAGUUGGAACCCGAGGACAGUGGGGGGGCUCAUUCCCAGAAACAGAAGAUUUCCUUUCUUGAGAACAACCUGGAACAGCUUACAAAAGUUCACAAACAGCUGGAUCGCUGGGUCUCCAAGCUGGUUCGUGACAAUGCAGAUCUGCGUUGUGAGCUUCCUAAACUGGAGAAACGUCUUCGGGCUACGGCUGAGAGAGUUAAGGCCCUGGAGGGUGCACUGAAGGAAGCCAAGGAAGGGGCAAUGAAAGACAAGCGGCGCUACCAACAGGAGGUAGACCGCAUCAAGGAAGCAGUGCGCUUCAAAAACAGCAUGAAGCGCAACCACUCUGCACAGAUUGCAAAACCAGUGCGACCAGGGCACUAUCCAGCUUCCUCCCCAACCAAUCCUUACGGUGUUCGCAAUUCUGAUUGCAUCAGCUACACCAAUAGCCUCUUCCAGAAUUAUCAAAAUGCCUACCUAAAUUCUGGCGGCACUGUGCCUGACAGCUACUUUACAAAUGCACCUUCCAGUAGUGGAAGCAGCUCCUCUACUGCCCCUCUGACGUCCUAUCAGAAGCUCAAUAUGGAUAAUGGAAAUGCCACAGACAUCAAUGAUAACAGAAGUGACCUGCCUUGUGGUGUUGCAGCUGAUGAGCAAGCCAAGCUCUUUCCCUUUCAUCAGGAGACUGCAGCCAGCUAA